AAGUCAAACUCUUUCAAAGUUUGACCAAGUUUAUACAAUGGGGACCCACAUGAUACAACAACAAUAUCAUCGCCCUGUCAAUAGGGACCCACAUGACAAUCUCACUGUACACCGUACUGACGUCUCCAUCGCGGCGUCGUCAACCUCUCGCCCUUCCUCCACGUGAGCCACACUUGCUCAGUUCACUCUACUCCACUGAGAAGUUGAGAUAUCCAGCUCGCGCUAGCCACCACCGCAUCUUCGGCGCGUCCGUCCGACCGUGCGUGCCGGCCAUGCUGCCGUCCUUCUCGCCGGCGGUCACCGCGGCGGCGAUGGCGCCGCCGCCGCCGAAGCCGAUCCCGGGCGGCUACGGCGCGCCCGUGUUGGGCCCGCUCCGGGACCGCCUGGACUACUUCUGGUUCCAGGGCCCCGAGGAGUUCUUCCGGCGGCGCGCGGCGCAGCACCGGAGCACGGUGUUCCGCGCCAACAUCCCGCCGACGUUCCCCUUCUUCGUGGGCAUCAACCCUCGCGUGAUCGCCAUCGUGGACACGGCCGCCUUCACGGCGCUGUUCGACCCGGAGCUGGUCGACAAGCGCGACUGCCUCAUCGGGCCGUACAACCCCAGCGACUCCUUCACGGGCGGCACCCGCGUGGGCGUGUACCUGGACACGGAGGAGCCGGAGCACGAGCGCACCAAGGCGUUCGCCAUGGACCUCCUCCGCCGCAGCUCCCGCGUGUGGGCGCCCGAGUUCCUCGAGGGCGUGGACGGCAUGCUCGCGGACAUCGAGUCCGACCUCGCCGCCGGCAAGGAGGGCGGCGCCAGCUUCCUGGUCCCGCUGCAGAGGUGCAUCUUCCGGUUCCUCUGCAGGUCCGUGGCCAGCGCCGACCCGGCCGCCGAGGGCCUGGUGGACCGGUACGGGCUCUUCAUCCUCGACGUCUGGCUGGGGCUGCAGCUGCUGCCGACGCAGAAGGUCGGCGCCAUCCCGCAGCCGCUGGAGGAGCUGCUCCUUCACUCCUUCCCGUUCCCCUCCAUCCUCGCCAAGCCAGGGUACGACCUGCUAUACCGCUUCGUAGCAAAGCACGGCGCCGAGUCCGUCGCCGUCGGCGUGAACGACCACGGCAUGUCGGAGAAGGACGCCAUCAACAACAUCCUCUUCCUGCUGGGCUUCAACGCAUUCGGGGGCUUCUCCGUCUUCCUCCCGUUCCUCAUCCUCCAGAUCGGCAAGGACGCGGCGCUCCGCGCGCGGCUCCGCGACGAGGUCCGCGCCGCGCUAGACCAGCACGACGGCGAGGUCGGGUUCGCGUCGGUGAAGGGGAUGCCGCUGGUGCGGUCGACGGUGUACGAGGUGCUGCGGAUGAACCCGCCAGUGCCGCUGCAGUUCGGGCGCGCGCGGCGGGACUUCGUGCUGCGGUCGCACGGCGGCGAGGGGUUCUCGGUGGCCGGCGGGGAGAUGCUGUGCGGGUACCAGCCGCUGGCGAUGAGGGACCCGGAGGUGUUCGAGCGGCCGGAGGAGUUCGUGGCGGACAGGUUCGUCGGGGCGGGCGGGGAGGCGCUGCUGCGGUACGUGUACUGGUCCAACGGGCCGGAGACCGGGGAGCCGGCGCUGGGGAACAAGCAGUGCGCCGCCAAGGACGUGGUCAUCGCCACCGCGUGCAUGCUCGUCGCCGAGCUCUUCCGCCGCUACGACGACUUCGAGUGCACCGGCACCGCCUUCACCAGCCUCAAGAAGCGGCCGCAGCCGCAGCCCAGCAGCUGAAAGUGGAGUACGUGUAGGAAAUCAAUCGAUUAAUUAGUUUUUAAGAACAAAAAUAAAGUUGUCUGGCUCGACUGUUGCUUUGUACUACUACUGGUAAGAAUUUCGUGAUGGUAAGUGAAUAAAAUCGCAGAGGAUCGGUAAAUAUCUUGCGAUGUGACGGAGAAGUACACGCUUUGUAAUUUCAGAUUGUCAUCUUGUUGAUGCAUCUUGUAACGUGGUGCAGUAGAGUAUAGUGGAUUU
Messenger RNA from Hordeum vulgare subsp. vulgare (domesticated barley), 1976 nucleotides. Its product is annotated as probable inactive linolenate hydroperoxide lyase. Gene Ontology annotation, biological process: sterol metabolic process. The coding region runs from base 93 to 1736 and encodes 547 amino acids. Gene Ontology annotation, molecular function: oxidoreductase activity, acting on paired donors, with incorporation or reduction of molecular oxygen; heme binding; monooxygenase activity. NCBI's taxonomy places the organism in Eukaryota, Viridiplantae, Streptophyta, Magnoliopsida, Poales, Poaceae. The transcript has a single exon. The record is from RefSeq and is a predicted model, not a curated record.